AUGGAGCCCCGUUCGCCUAAGUUUGGCAAAGGGGCCAAUCCUCGGCCUGCGAGCGAGCAAGGCCGACGAGGUAAGGACGUCGUGGAUAUCUGCAAUGGACGCCGAGGCUGCGCCCUUGCUCUCACGCAAACGCACUGCAAGGUACGCUUCUUGAAACGUCAGGCCUGGUGCAAAACCGAAGAUGCCGAAGAGGAGGUGGAGGCAUCACACAUUCUGCCUCUUCGACAAAUUCUGCCAUGGACCCCACAGUGGGAUGGCGCAGCUGCGACAGAGGAGGCUGCAACGUUUGGCGAUCUAAUAGCCUGUACAGGCAUGCAGGAAGCGUUGCGUGCUAAGCCUCUUCGAGCGUCUCCAAGACUCUCGCCGGUGCCGCUGCGAAGUUCGAGCGAGGGUGACAACGAUCUGUAUCGUGCUCCCCUGCUCUCACUGCCUCCCAGACGCCACGUCUUCCGAGAAGACAGGGAAGUUGUCAGAGGCUUCCGAAGAACAGCAGAGACAGUUUGUGGUUCCAUAGCAGCUGCAUGGCGGCUGGUGCUGGAUCAGAAGCGUGCUGGACGCAUCAAGUUCGCGGACCUCGUCCGUGGUGGACGCCAGAUGGGUUUCUUAGGCAAUUAUCGCAAACUGUGGCAGGAGCUGACAAUGCAUAGGUCAUUCCACAGCCACUGGAUAGGACUAGGAGAUAUAGAUCCUCAGGCAGCAAAGCUUCUGCAAGAGUUCUGUGAUGUGUUUGAGCGUCACGAGCUUACUCUGGAGGAUCUGUGGGAAAAGCAUCUUAAGGGGGACGGAGACCAACGAUGCUCGCACAGAGAAUUCAUGACUGCAAUGGACAAUUUGGGUUUUUCGAAGAAGAAGAGCCAAGCUUUUUUUGAACUGCUUGACUACGGCAAUCAGAAUGACUUGUCGAUCGACGAGCUGGAGCUGCUAGGGUCCGCCGCAAAUCCGGUACUCAAUGUGAGGGAGCGUGGCCGUCAAGAGGAGGCUGCAGCCAAGAAGGAGGCGCUGAGUGAUUUCUACGCCUUCCUCUCCCGCAGGUUCUGCACCAGGGUGGCCUUCUGGCGCCAGGGCUUGGAAGCCAAAAACGCGGAUGCGAAGGUAAUGUUUCCUGAGUUUUGCAAGGCUUGCAAGCGCCUUGGCUACCGGGGCAAGCUGAAGACGUUGUGGAGGGCACUGGACACAAACAACGUUGGAUACGUAACGCUGGGGCACAUUGACAAAAUAGCCGACACCGGCUUGGACGAUUUCCGAUCUUUUCUUGAGGACAACUUUCGUACACUGGAUGAUGCUUGGGAAAGGGUGUUUGAUUCUGACAAAUCAGGCAGAUGCCACGAAAGCCACUUUGUGGCAUCCUGCAAGCAUCUCAGGUAUCCUGGUAAUGCAUUGCGCGUUUUCAGAUGGUUGGAUGUGACCGGGCGGAGAGAUCUCUUCGUGGAUGACUUCGACAUUUUGGGACUGAGGCGCCGUUCGGAAACGUUGAAUUCCACGAAUGCCAAAGUCGCCGAGCAACGUGUGCUCGAGCGGCAGGCUAAGGAUCAUGCAGAGGCCGAAGCCAUGCUUGGCAGGUUCAAGCUUUUUCUGAACCAGAAGUUUGGUAACCUGGUCAGGGCCUGGCGAGCUCUGGAUGGUUCUGGAAGCGGUCGCGUGCAGUUUACGGAUUUUUGUCAAAGCUGCCGGCAGAUGGGUUUUCAGGGCAACCUGAAAGCCCUGUGGCUUUCCUUAGAUAACGCUGACAAAGGAGAUGUUUGCUUGGACGAUCUUGAUCCGGAUGCUGUCACCUGCAUCUUGGAUUUCACGCGCCUGCUCCGCAUCUUCUUCGAUGAUUUGGACUCCUGCUGGCUUGCUGUUCUUGAUCCUGAUGCAUCCGGACGCUGCAGCCUGGAGGAGUUUGAGAGAGCAUGCAAGGUGCUGGGAUACAUCCGAAAUGCGAAGCAGCUCCACAAGUACCUUGACAUUCACAAUACCGGUGUCAUCACCAUUGAUGAGAUGGAGGCCGAUCUUUGUUUUCGACAGAUGGCUGCAGUUCUUGAAGACGGCCCUGCAGAAGAGGCCGCUGUGACUGCUCUUGUUGCUCAGCCCUGCGAAGCGCGGGAGGAGCUUGACCAGCUCCUCAAGGCCAGCUUCGGCUCCAGCGCGGUGCGGGGCUGGCGCCAAGGGCUUUGUGCGGGAGCGCCCGAGCAGCACUGGACGGAGGAGAUUAGCGUAGAGGAGUUCUGCAACCGUUGCCGCCAGCUCGGAUUCAAGGGCAAUCUGCUGGCCUUGUGGACGCAAGUGCAUGGUGCAGGUCUAGAUCACGAUCUCUUGCAGGCGCAUCAGUUAAUGCUGAUGGGCAGGAAAAGAGCUGGCAUGCGCACCUCCUCUGCAGAAAGGCGGAUCCGAGUGGCAGAUCAAGGCUCGCAGCCUGCGGGUCGCAGUGGUGGCAGCCAGGCCUCAAACUUCACCUUGUUUGACAAGCCUGUUCGCGAUGGCGGCGAAACUCAGGUGAAGCUGCUAGGACGCAUCUCUUUGGUGGACUUUCUUCCUGCCGUGCACAAGGAGCUGCUUCAGUUUCGGAAAAAGGCCAUGGCAAAGUUCCAUGCCGCCGAAGACCUCUGGGCAGUCCUCCUUCAGGAGUCGCUGAAAUCUGGUGACUCCCGCCUGCGGAAGGUGGAGUUUGCUCAAGCAGCAAGGCGUGCCAUUGGGUUCACCGGCAGCGCCGACGUGGUCUUUGAGGCUUGUGACAUCGAGCAGCGACAUUCCAUUUCCUUGCAGGACACAGAUCUGAAAUGCUGCAACAUGCGGCCGCCUUCUGACCUUCCUGAGCGCCCGCGAGCGAAGGAAAGGAAGCAUGGUCAGCUUUUGAAGGCGGUGACAGAACGCAUUGUUGAAGUGUACAGUACCUGUUCUGACGAGUUUUCCUACUCUACAGGUUCGAAUCCGAAGCGAACGCUGACUUGGCCAUGCGAAGGUGUGCACAAUUCAGGAUUUGACAACGCCGAGCACAAUUAUAUUUGCCACGUUGGAGACAAAAUUGAGAAUCAGAAUCAGGACUUUGGAAAGACCUACGAGAUCAUAGAAAAUCUCGGUCAAGGCAGCUUUGGCCAAGUGCUGAAAUGUCAGGUUGACGGUUCACCGCCAGUGGCCUUGAAAAUUAGCAAGAACAAGCCGGCUUAUUUCAAUCAGGGCUGCAUCGAAGCCAAUGUCUUGAAGAGACUCAACUGCUUUGACACGCAGCACAUCGUUCGCAUGCUGGAUUGUUUCGUUUUCCGCAAGCAUCUCUGCAUUGCGUUUGAGCUGUUGAGCAUGAAUCUCUUUGAGUUCCUGAAGUGGAAUAAGUACCGCCGUGUGGCGAUGCCAACUAUUCAGACGAUCACGAAGCAGUUGCUGAAGGCCUUGCAGUGCCUGCGGGACGCUGCGCUGAUACAUUGCGAUCUCAAGCCUGAGAAUGUGAUGGUGUGCACUCUUGAUCCCAUCAGGAUAAAGCUGAUAGACUUUGGUUCUGCAUGUGCAGAGUUUCACAUGAUGCACACGUACAUCCAGUCCCGCUUCUACAGGUCUCCGGAAGUGCUUUUGGGGCUUCCCUACUCGAGCGCGGUUGACCUGUGGAGCUUGGGUUGCAUCUGUGCAGAACUCAAUCUCGGACUGCCACUGUUUACAGGGCAGUGCGAGUAUGACCAGAUUCGCAGCAUCACGAAGCUGCUCGGCCUUCCGCCUGCUGAGAUGCUGAGCAUGGGCAGCAAAACGAAGAGGUACUUCCGGCGCGUGGAGGAGGUGACCUCCAAGGAUUCUGAUGUGAUCGAUAGCACGCAGAUCCCAGCAGGACUCAGCACAGAAGAUGCUACCAAGGCCCUGGAGGCAUCGGAGACGGUCUCGACACAGGCAACCAACGAAAGCUCAGAGGAGCACAGCCUUCCAUCUUCGAGCUUGCCAGGCUCAGAAAGUGGGGGACAGGAGUCUUCAAAGAAGAGCACGGAGCGAAGCAAGCGCAAAGUGCAUUAUUCCUGGAGACUGAAAACCGGGGAGGAAUACGAAAAGGACUCAAACAAGAAGGCAGUUUUCUCAAAGCGGAGCUGGCCUUUCACGGCCUUGGAGGAAGUGGUGUCGCAAGUGGGCGAGGAAAGCCGCUCAUGCUUCCUCCAGUUCUUGACUGGUCUUUUCCAGAUCAACCCAAAGUGCCGCUGGACAGCCAAGCAGGCCCUGCAGCACUCCUUCGUGAAUGAGGACGUUCCUUUUAACGUUGAUUACCAGCCACCCCGUGAUGAUGUUGGACCUGUGCUGGGAUAUCCGCCGCUGAUGGGCAAUGCUUCUGGCCUUUUGGGCUCCAAUGGUCCGGCACCAGGAUAUUCUCCAAAUGUUGCGCCAUCGAGCACAACAGGCACACCAGCAUCCUCUCCACAUGGCUCGGCAUCCUCGACAGUCAUGUCCAGCGCCAUGCAGGGAACAUCUCUGCAGGGGUAUGCGCAUGUCUCCUCGCCUUGGCAUUUGCCCUCCGUGGACGGCAGUGCCUCCGAAUGCAGAGCCUCUUCACAGCCUUCGGGCUCUGAGUCUUGGGGCUUGGGCAGUGACACCUCAGGAUCCUGCCGCGGCCGCUCCACAAAGCUCUCCGACUCCGACUCCACCAGCGCUGUGGGAUCUCACCAGGGCUCGGGCCGGGAGGAGGCGGCGGCGAAUGGCCAGCGGCCAAAGCGAAAAGAGCCCCGAUUCUGGAAGCAAAUGACCAUGUCCCGAAGUCGCCUUGAAAGUGCCUUUAGCCCGAAAGGGGCUUCCUCCGGAGGCAGCUUCCGUGAGGCCGUGGGACUGGGCGAGUCUGGCCCUGUGAUCGUGAAUGUCGGCCCACAGAACUUCACCAAAGCCUCAGGCAGCCAAGAGGAUCCCUACCAGAUACCUGAGAUGUCCUGGAGGUCGCAGGGCAAGGGUGGACGGAGAUACCGCAGGCGCCGAGGCCCUGCUCCAUGA
Symbiodinium pilosum is the source of this 4929-nucleotide messenger RNA. NCBI's taxonomy places the organism in Eukaryota, Dinophyceae, Suessiales, Symbiodiniaceae. The record is from the annotation of a GenBank genome assembly.